CAGGUACUACAUCUGAUACUAAUCAAAAACUUAGAUUCCUGCUAAGUGAGUGUAGCGAGAUCGGAAGAAAGUUGGCAGUGAUUUGUGCUUAUAGUAAUAACAUAAAAACAUAUAGUUUGUAUGGUGUUCCUUGUAUAUCAGAUGGAACUGGAUAUCGUGCUGAGGUUCUUCUACCAACAUCAGUAAUAAUGAGGUGGUAAAAACCUCAAAUGCUCAGGUGGAAUCAAUGUAGCUCUUCUUCGCAUUCGGACGUCGUGGCUAGCGGUAAACCAGCAGUAGCAGAGAACUGAAUUUUUAGAAGUGAUGGCGAAGUCAGCAACAUUAUUGCUUCUGCUUCUCUCAUCCGCUUGCUAUCUGUCGGCGCUCGACUUGAACAGCUUGGUCAGCAAAGCCGGUGAUGCUGCGAAGGUUGCAGCCAAAACCACCAAAAGUCUGGUAGACGCGGCUCCCCAAAUAUUUUCACCCGAACAGCUGCUCGAAUUUGGCAAGCAAUCCAUUGCUGGGGUUCCACUGGAGGCACUAGCUGGAGCAAUCAAUAAAAUUUGCUCAAUUGCAGUGUCCUCAAAUGCUACUGAAUCGGAAAACUCAGUUAACAUCACGGAAAUGAACUACAUUCUGAUGACCGAGAAUGAAAAUGUGUCCAUUCCAUUGCUUGAGUCUGAGGAUCUGUGGAGUCAUUGGUUGUUUAACGAUUCCUAUAGUACUGUUAUUCUAGUCACCGGUUGGACUUCAAACAUCAACGGCUCGAAUCGGGCGAUCGAUACAAUCUUCAAUGCUUAUCGAGCACGGGGAGGCUACAAUUUUGUUGUUAUCGAUACCUCGGACUAUGUGGAUACCUUAUACUCGUGGUCGGCUUUCAAUACUAACGACUUGGGUAAAGCAUUAGCCGAAGGUUUGGAAGAAAUGAUCAGAUACGUGCAGUUGGAUUCAAUACAUUUGAUCGGACACAGCUUGGGAGCUCACAUUGUUGGAUCCGCUGGACGGUACUUUCAACAAAGAACUAAUCAGUCUAUACCAAGAAUAACUGGAUUGGACCCUGCGAAUCCAUGCUUCAACGAGGGAGAAGCUUUAAGCGGUAUCUCCCGUGGUGAUGCAGAUUUCGUGGAUAUUAUUCACAGUAACGCAAAGGUGCUCGGCAAGCGAGACCCGAUGGGAGAUGUGGAUUUCUAUCCAAAUGGAGUUGUAUCCGUCCAACCAGGCUGCUUGAAUCCAUCUUGUUCUCACGCACGUGCCUGGGAACUCUAUGCCGAAACCGUUUAUCCAGGGAACGAGAAUAAUUUGCUGGCUAUCAAGUGUAACUCAAUUCUAUCGCUGGACACAGGCGCCUGCCCUGGUAAACCGAUUCCAUUGGGUUACGCAUGCCCGACAUCUGCAAAAGGAAACUAUUUUCUAAAGACAAACGAAAAAACGCCGUUUGGUAAAAGCUUUGAAAAUAAAGUAUGAUGAUUUAAUAACGUA
Molecule: messenger RNA, 1458 nt
Organism: Malaya genurostris
Lineage: Eukaryota; Metazoa; Arthropoda; Insecta; Diptera; Culicidae
Product: vitellogenin-1-like
Exons: 5
Coding region: 304-1443 (379 amino acids)
Biological process (GO): lipid metabolic process
Molecular function (GO): lipase activity
Source: RefSeq, a predicted model, not a curated record